This is a messenger RNA of Phycomyces blakesleeanus NRRL 1555(-), 1521 nucleotides long. RefSeq lists its product as hypothetical. The transcript has 2 exons. Lineage: Eukaryota; Fungi; Mucoromycota; Mucoromycetes; Mucorales; Phycomycetaceae. The coding region runs from base 1 to 1521 and encodes 506 amino acids. The record is from RefSeq and is a predicted model, not a curated record.
AUGCAUAGCCAACUAUCGUAUAAGCAGUAUCGCCAGCUGAUCCUAAUGGUUUCUGCAUUUAUAAUCAUCCUACUGCCUUUUAGUUUUGCUGCACCCAUCGAGACUAUCUUGAAAGAAAACCAGGACCAAUCUGAUAUGGAGGCUUACUUUUUACGCCACUUCUCUAAAUCAGUAGUUGACGCAUUUAAAGUCCUCAAGACCAUUCUUCUCGCUUAUCUUGCUCAUGCUAUGACAAUUCGCCCCGAUUCUAGCACAACCUUGCUACCAAACAUGUAUAAACGACUGUCAGCAUUGGCCUGGCCUACUAGUGGUGUCUACGAAUCAUUUGGUGCAAUUGUUAAAAUAAGACACUCAGACAGAAUUUUUGGUUUCAACAAUUUGACCGUUCCACCUAAACUUCUUCCCGAAAGAAGUGUAAACGAAACUUUUUUACAGAGCGAAGACUGGGGUAGCCCAAACGUACCCCUACUUAUAGAUGAAAAAGACCUCACACCCGAGGAGGUUGAUAAUGGAGUCGAAAAUGUUGAGAUGAAAAAACACGACAAUCUUGAAUACCUAAGAAACAGAUUUCACAGUAUGGAAGAUGAUAAAAUCAAACGCGUCAAGAACUGUAUUCUUAAUGGUAGCUUAUACCUUGGCACCAACACUCUAUUGAUUUCAAAGGAUGGAACCAAAUUACGACUCGAAUCUUCUGACAUGACAAUAUGUGGUCCAGGAGCAAGCUGUAAAUACCAGCUACCUGUUCAUCCAAGCUACGUACGUUACCUUACCAAGCCAAUGAUUGAUCAACUUGAACUAUCGCACGGUAUACAAAACAACGCCUAUUUCACGACAUUUAUCGCUCUUGUUCAACUCUUCUAUACCGUUUAUGAGUGUAUCCAAGGCACCGGGCAGAAAUGGUCCAAGGUGCUCAUGAUAAUUUUCAUGACCAUGUCAGUCCUUCAACUCGUAUCAGUAUAUGUACUACCUACUCAAGUAGUCGCAUAUAGUAUUAAAGGCGUGGCCGAAUUCAAUGAUCCAUACCGAUAUUUAGAAAAACGUAAAUUAGAGCAUUCUCAUCCUUUGGCGUCAUUCCUCCUUCAUAUGUUUCCCAAUAGAGCAAAGAAAAUAUUUACCGAUCGAGAAUGCAUUAUAUACGAUGUACUGUACAAGACUGGGAUGAAACCGGCGUUCGUUAAAGCUGUGAUAAGCAACCCUACAGGUGCUAAUAUUACAAUUGCAGUCCAGAAUCCUGGCCGGUGGGAGGGUGCUGUUAUUUUUGGUAGCACAGUUGCCUGGCUUAUGCUUGGAUUUUGGCCAGGAUUUAUGGCUGGAACAAUUACUGAAAUACUUGUCCUUGUUUGGAUUCUUGUUGGAGUUCCAUUUCAUAUUCUUCGUAUCUUUUUAUUUGAUCCAAGUUACCUUAUUGGCUGGAAGUUAUAUCUUGUCCUAACAAUUGUAUUGUUGGUCCCAGGUAUGGGACUAGUUCUUAGUGCCACAGUCUACGGCUAUAUCUUUGGAACUCCAAUAGAGAUCAGUUAA